Molecule: messenger RNA, 4005 nt
Organism: Paralichthys olivaceus (Japanese flounder)
Lineage: Eukaryota; Metazoa; Chordata; Actinopteri; Pleuronectiformes; Paralichthyidae
Gene: smc3
Product: structural maintenance of chromosomes 3
Biological process (GO): mitotic sister chromatid cohesion
Cellular component (GO): mitotic cohesin complex; chromosome
Molecular function (GO): double-stranded DNA binding; ATP hydrolysis activity; cohesin loader activity
Source: RefSeq, a predicted model, not a curated record
AUGUACAUCAAACAGGUCAUCAUCCAGGGGUUCCGAAGUUACAGGGACCAAACUGUGGUGGACCCCUUCAGUCCAAAGCACAAUGUCAUCGUUGGAAGGAACGGAUCAGGAAAAAGUAACUUUUUCUACGCCAUUCAGUUUGUGCUCAGUGAUGAGUUCAGCCACCUUCGACCUGAGCAGCGUCUGGCCCUGCUCCAUGAGGGAACUGGUCCACGUGUCAUUUCUGCUUUUGUGGAGAUUAUAUUUGACAACUCUGACAACCGACUGCCGAUUGACAAAGAGGAAGUCUCCCUUCGCCGUGUCAUUGGCGCCAAGAAGGACCAAUAUUUCUUAGACAAGAAAAUGGUGACUAAGAAUGAUGUCAUGAACCUUCUGGAGAGUGCUGGCUUCUCCCGCAGUAACCCAUACUACAUCGUCAAGCAGGGAAAGAUCAACCAAAUGGCCACGGCCCCGGAUUCCCAGCGUUUAAAGCUGCUGCGAGAGGUGGCAGGGACACGGGUGUAUGAUGAGCGCAAGGAGGAGAGUAUUUCUCUCAUGAAGGAGACAGAGGGUAAACGAGAGAAGAUCAAUGAGCUGUUGAAGUACAUCGAGGAGCGUCUGCACACCCUGGAGGAUGAGAAGGAGGAGUUGGCUCAGUACCAGAAGUGGGACAAGAUGAGAAGGGCCCUGGAGUACACCAUCUACAACCAGGAGCUAAAUGAAACCCGCGCCAAACUGGAUGAGUUGUCCUCCAAGAGGGAGACCUGUGGAGACAAAUCCCGACAGCUGCGUGAUGCUCAGCAAGAUGCUAGAGACAAAGUAGAGGAGACGGAGCGUGUUGUGAGGGAGCUGAAGUCCAAGAUCUCUGCUAUGAAGGAGGAGAGAGAGCAGCUGUCGGCCGAACGCCAGGAGCAGAUCAAGCAGAGGACCAAGCUCGAGCUGAAGACCAAGGACCUGCAGGACGAGCUGGCAGGCAACAGCGAACAGAGGAAACGCCUGCUAAAGGAGCGUCAGAAGCUGCUGGAGAAAAUUGAGGAAAAGCAAAAAGAGCUGCAGGAGACCGAGCCCAAAUUCAACAUGGUGAAGGAAAAAGAGGAGCGGGGUAUCUCCAGACUGGCCCAGGCUACUCAGGAGAGGACAGACCUCUAUGCCAAGCAGGGACGUGGCAGCCAGUUCACUUCCAAGGAAGAGAGGGACAAGUGGAUCAAGAAGGAGCUGAAAUCGCUGGACCAGGCCAUAAAUGAUAAAAAGAGGCAGAUUGCAGCGAUUCACAAAGACCUGGAAGACACAGAGACUAAUAAGGAGAAGAACCUGGAGCAAUACAAUAAACUCGAUCAAGAUCUGAAUGAGGUGAAGACCCGUGUGGAGGAGCUGGACAAAAAGUAUUAUGAGGUGAAAAACAGGAAAGAUGAACUACAAAGUGAAAGAAACUACCUGUGGCGUGAGGAGAACGCAGAGCAGCAGGCCCUGGCAGCCAAACGCGAGGAUCUGGAAAAGAAACAGCAGCUCCUUCGAGCGGCCACCGGCAAGGCCAUUCUGAAUGGCAUUGACAGCAUUAACAAAGUCCUUGAGCAUUUCCGUCGGAAAGGCAUCAACCAGCAUGUCAUCAAUGGUUACCACGGGAUAGUCAUGAAUAACUUUGAGUGUGAGCCUGCUUUUUAUACCUGUGUGGAGGUGACUGCCGGUACAAGAUUGUUCUACCACAUUGUGGAGACUGAUGAAGUCAGCACCAAAAUUCUGAUGGAGUUCAACAAAAUGAACCUGCCAGGAGAAGUCACAUUCCUGCCCUUGACCAAGCUGGACGUCAGGGACACAGCUUAUCCAGAGACCAAUGAUGCCAUUCCCAUGAUCAGCAAACUGCGCUAUAGCACCAACUUUGACAAGGCCUUCAAGCAUGUGUUUGGGAAGACCCUGAUUUGUCGCAGCAUGGAGGUUUCCACCCAGCUGGCCAGGGCAUUCACCAUGGACUGUAUAACUCUGGAGGGUGACCAGGUUAGCCACCGUGGAGCCCUGACAGGAGGCUACUAUGACACCAGAAAGUCUCGUCUGGAGCUGCAGAAAGACAUGAGGAAGGCUGAGGAGGAGUUGGGGGAGCUGGAGGCCAAGCUCAAUGAGAACCUGCGCAGGAACAUUGAACGCAUCAACAACGAGAUCGACCAGCUGAUGAACCAGAUGCAGCAGAUUGAAACACAACAGAGGAAGUUUAAGGCGUCUAGAGACAGUAUUCUGUCAGAGAUGAAGAUGCUGAAGGAGAAGAGGCAGCAGUCAGAGAAAACGUUCAUGCCCAAGCAACGCAGUCUUCAAAGUCUGGAGGCCAGUCUCCAUGCCAUGGAGUCCACAAGGGAGUCACUGAAGGCUGAGCUCGGCACAGAUCUGCUUUCUCAACUCAGCCUGGAGGACCAGAGGCGCGUCGAUGACCUCAAUGAUGAGAUCCGUCAGCUCCAGCAGGAUAACAGACAGCUGUUGAAUGAGAGGAUCAAGCUUGAGGGCAUCAUGACCAGAGUGGAAACAUAUCUCAACGAGAACUUGCGGAAACGUCUUGACCAAGUGGAGCAGGAACUGAAUGAGCUGCGGGAGACUGAAGGUGGCACAGUGCUCACAGCCACAACAUCUGAGCUGGACGGCAUCAACAAACGUGUCAAAGACACUUUGGCCCGAUCUGAAGAUCUGGAUUCCCUUGUUGACAAGACCGAGGCAGAGAUCAAGGACCACAUAAAGAGCAUGGAGCGCUGGAAGAACAUAGAGAAGGAGCAGAAUGAUGCCAUCAACCAUGACACCAAGGAGCUGGAGAAAAUGACCAACAGACAAGGCAUGCUGCUCAAGAAGAAAGAGGAAUGCAUGAAGAAGAUCAGAGAGCUUGGUUCACUUCCUCAAGAGGCCUUUGAGAAGUACCAGACCCUCACACUCAAACAGUUGUUCAGAAAACUGGAGCAGUGCAACACAGAGCUGAAAAAGUACAGUCACGUCAACAAGAAAGCUUUGGACCAGUUUGUCAACUUCUCUGAGCAGAAGGAAAAACUGAUCAAGCGUCAAGACGAGCUGGACCGUGGCUACAAAUCCAUCAUGGAGCUCAUGAACGUCCUGGAGCUGCGAAAGUACGAGGCCAUCCAGCUCACCUUCAAACAGGUGUCAAAGAACUUCAGUGAAGUUUUCCAGAAGCUGGUGCCCGGAGGAAAAGCUACACUGGUGAUGAAGAAGGGCGAUGCUGAAGGAAGCCAGUCUCAAGAUGAGGGAGAGGGCGGUGCAGACAGCGAGAGGGGCUCUGGUUCACAGAGCAGCGUUCCAUCAGUAGACCAGUUCACCGGAGUCGGCAUCAGGGUGUCGUUCACAGGGAAACAGGGUGAGAUGAGAGAGAUGCAGCAGCUGUCUGGAGGUCAGAAAUCUCUGGUGGCUCUGGCUCUGAUAUUUGCCAUCCAGAAGUGUGACCCCGCCCCUUUCUACCUGUUUGAUGAGAUCGACCAGGCCCUCGACGCCCAGCACAGAAAGGCCGUCUCAGACAUGAUUGUGGAACUGGCAGGCCACGCCCAGUUCAUUACCACCACUUUCAGGCCUGAGCUGCUUGAGUCCGCCGACAAGUUCUACGGUGUGAAAUUCAGAAACAAGGUGAGUCACAUUGAUGUGAUCACAGCAGAGCAGGCCAAAGACUUUGUGGAGGACGACACCACCCAUGGUUAAUGGUCUUCACCUCUUCAUCAUCCUCCUCACCCCUCCGCCUCCUCGUCCCCCACCUCUACAGUGCACUGCGUAGCUCCAAGCCUUUUUCAACUGGGCCCAAAGACAGAAAUAUCUUACUCAAUCCCCCAGCUUUUAUAAUUCCUGUUGAAGAUAAACUUUCCCCAAAUGUGAGCAUUGAAUUGGAAAUGUUGAGACAACAAAUUAAAGAGAAUGUGGUUUUGUAGAAAAUCUCCAGGAGACAUUUGUUCUGUCACAGUUCCCUUUGUUGCUGUGCCUCUAUGUGGAUCCAGAAAAUAAAAGAAUUGUAGUAAUUUUAUGCUAAAACAUUUUCUGUACAGGUCCUGGGAGAGC